Molecule: messenger RNA, 1465 nt
Organism: Nanorana parkeri
Lineage: Eukaryota; Metazoa; Chordata; Amphibia; Anura; Dicroglossidae
Gene: SLC39A9
Product: solute carrier family 39 member 9
Exons: 8
Coding region: 239-1150 (303 amino acids)
Biological process (GO): transmembrane transport; zinc ion transport
Cellular component (GO): membrane
Molecular function (GO): metal ion transmembrane transporter activity
Source: RefSeq, a predicted model, not a curated record
AGUUCCUGUAAUGACACCAUGGCAGCUGGAGGAUCGAUGAAAGCAAGAUGGCUGGACGCCUAUGUGUUCCCCGCUGAGGCCCUGUGACAGCCGCUGAUCAGGACACCAGGGAUUAUACACAUAGACUGACUGUACCGGGAACACGGUCCGCCCAGGGUCAUAGAGACGGACGGCUGAGGUGUGAGAGUCGCUCGCCCUGCAUUACUAAGCUAUUGGACCUUGAAGGACAAGAGCAGCCAUGGAUGACUUCAGUUCUAUUAGCCUGUUGUCCCUGGCUAUGCUGGUGGGGUGCUACGUGUCGGGAAUAAUUCCCCUUGCAGUCAAUUUCUCUGAGGAACGUUUAAAGUUGGUGACAGUUCUCGGCGCAGGUCUGCUCUGUGGAACAGCUUUAGCAGUUAUUGUUCCAGAAGGUGUCCAUGCUCUCUAUGAAGAAGCACUAGAAGCAAAACAUCAUGAAAUUGCAGAAAUCCAGAAAGUGAAGGAAUCUGAGACUGGAGCUGAGGUUGCAGCUGCACAUGACCAUGAUCACUCUAAUUUGCAUGCUUACAUUGGAGUCUCUCUGGUGCUUGGCUUUGUAUUCAUGCUGCUGGUGGAUCAGAUUGGCAGCUCUCACAUGCACUCUACAGAAGAUCCAGAGGCAGCAAGAGCAGCAAGUUCAAAAAUCACCACAACUCUGGGCCUGGUGGUGCAUGCCGCAGCUGAUGGAGUUGCUCUUGGAGCUGCAGCUUCUACUUCCCAGACCAGUGUUCAACUCAUUGUGUUUGUGGCCAUCAUGUUGCACAAGGCUCCAGCAGCAUUCGGCUUGGUUUCAUUCCUCAUGCAUGCAGGGCUAGAGCGUAACCGCAUCCGGAAGCAUUUGCUUGUAUUUGCUCUUGCAGCCCCUGUCCUGUCAAUGCUAACAUAUCUGGGAUUAAGUAAGAGCAGUAAAGAGGUCCUGUCAGAGGUCAAUGCCACUGGUGUUGCGAUGCUUUUCUCCGCUGGGACAUUCCUCUAUGUAGCCACAGUCCACGUACUUCCAGAAGUAGGUGGAAUGGGACACAGCCACAAACCAGACUCGGGUGCUGCUAAGGGACUGAGCCGUACAGAGGUGUUGGCCUUAGUCAUAGGAUGUUUAAUACCGCUCUUUUUAUCCAUUGGACAUCAACACUGAAACACAGGAGAAAGUCCAAAUCUGUUUCAAAAAGCAAUUCGCACUGGACAGAUCCAGGGACAUUGUAGUGGGGCUCCUGAUGUCUCUUAAACUUAGCAUUUGUGUAGUCAGAAGUGACUUUAUAGAACUGGAUUAUGCCAGUGGGGGUGAUUUUGGCUGUCUUACAGUUUUGUGACACCCAGACUUUCAACCUGUACAUACAUGUGGUUUUUAAUUAUUGUUUUGCUGACUAUGUGUAGAAUGCCCAGCAUUCACCAAACAAAAUGACAGUGAUAACUUUUGGGAAAUGAGGUAACGUUCCAAUUUGUGUCCUCC